GGCCGGCUCCCUGAGCGGGUCGGGAGUGCGCAGGCGCGAGGCGACCAUUUUGGAAGGCGGCGGAGGUGGUGACGGGCCGAGCGAGCGUAGUCUAACCCAGAAGCACCAUGUCUCGAAGAUAUGAUUCUCGAACGACCAUCUUUUCUCCUGAAGGUCGUCUGUAUCAAGUUGAAUAUGCAAUGGAAGCCAUAGGACAUGCUGGGACCUGCUUGGGAAUCCUUGCCAACAAUGGAGUACUAUUAGCAGCAGAAAGACGGAACAUCCACAAGCUUUUGGAUGAAGUCUUUUUUUCAGAGAAAAUAUAUAAACUCAACGAAGAUAUGGCCUGCAGCGUGGCUGGCAUAACUUCGGACGCCAACGUGCUCACCAACGAACUGCGGUUGAUUGCACAAAGAUAUCUGUUGCAGUAUCAGGAGCCAAUUCCUUGCGAGCAGCUAGUAACAGCCCUGUGUGAUAUCAAACAAGCCUAUACGCAGUUCGGAGGAAAACGUCCUUUUGGUGUUUCGCUGCUUUACAUUGGCUGGGAUAAACAUUAUGGUUUCCAGUUGUACCAGAGCGAUCCAAGUGGGAAUUACGGCGGUUGGAAAGCUACCUGCAUUGGAAACAACAGUGCCGCAGCUGUGUCAAUGCUCAAACAAGAUUACAAAGAGGGAGAAAUGACUUUGCAAUCCGCACUUGCUUUAGCUAUCAAAGUCCUGAACAAAACUAUGGAUGUUAGUAAACUCUCAGCAGAGAAAGUUGAAAUUGCAACCCUGACGCGAGAGAAUGGAAAGACGAUAAUAAGAGUUUUGAAGCAAAAAGAAGUGGAAGUAUUGAUAAAGAAACACGAAGAAGAAGAAGCCAAAGCAGAGCGUGAAAAGAAAGAAAAAGAGCAGAAAGAAAAAGAUAAAUGAAUCAAGUACCUUGAAGAAGGAGCUGUUUCCAUAAACUGGCCCAAUUUUUGAAGGGCUGUUUAUUGAAUCCGUUCCUUUAUAUCACUGAAAACACAUCACCUCUUUCCUCAGUGAACAGAAAUCUCUUUGCCAUUGUAUCUUUCUUUUAUAUUACAUAAUAAAGUGAACAGUGUUGUCACAGUA
Molecule: messenger RNA, 1076 nt
Organism: Ahaetulla prasina
Lineage: Eukaryota; Metazoa; Chordata; Lepidosauria; Squamata; Colubridae
Gene: PSMA4
Product: proteasome 20S subunit alpha 4
Exons: 9
Coding region: 108-893 (261 amino acids)
Biological process (GO): ubiquitin-dependent protein catabolic process
Cellular component (GO): proteasome core complex; cytosol; proteasome core complex, alpha-subunit complex
Source: RefSeq, a predicted model, not a curated record